Molecule: messenger RNA, 285 nt
Organism: Colletotrichum chrysophilum
Lineage: Eukaryota; Fungi; Ascomycota; Sordariomycetes; Glomerellales; Glomerellaceae
Exons: 3
Coding region: 1-285 (94 amino acids)
Source: RefSeq, a predicted model, not a curated record
AUGCGCGUCGGAUACCUUGCCCUUGCCGCGGCCGCUGCUGUCGUCGCCCACCCAGACCACACCAGACACAACUGUUGCGUGCAAUACGACGAGGGCGGACCGUGGUUCUACGACCAAGACCUCACCGUCAACACCUGCAAAGCCUACUUUGGCAACCGAUGCCUGCAGAAGCCUGGAAUCAGCAUCGACGGAAGCGAGUUCGACUCGUAUUGCCAGAUUGAGGCGUAUGAUCACAUGGGCUACACCGUGGCUUUUGUUGGUGCGGGAUACAGGGGUAGCUGCUGA